This is a messenger RNA of Rangifer tarandus platyrhynchus (Svalbard reindeer), 2055 nucleotides long. The record is from the annotation of a GenBank genome assembly. Lineage: Eukaryota; Metazoa; Chordata; Mammalia; Artiodactyla; Cervidae.
AUGGCCGGAGCCCCCACCCUGGCCCUGCUGCUGCUGGGGCAGCUGCUGGCCGCCACCGUAACCUUGACCGAGGCACAGAAAGUGGGACCUCGAGGCCCGCCCGGUCCCCAAGGGCCACCUGGGAAGCCAGGCAAGGAUGGCAUUGAUGGAGAAGUUGGUCCUCCUGGUCUGCCUGGGCCCGUGGGACCGAAAGGGGCCCCAGGGAAGCCGGGGAAACCGGGAGAGGCUGGGCUGCCUGGACUGCCUGGAGUGGAUGGUCUGAACGGGCAGGAUGGACCUCCUGGACCCAAGGGCGCUCCCGGAGAACGGGGAAGUCUGGGACCCCCAGGGCCACCUGGGCUGGGGGGCAAAGGCCUCCCUGGACCCCCUGGAGAGGCAGGGGUGAGCGGCCUACCAGGUGGAAUUGGCCUCCGGGGCCCCCCGGGACCCUCAGGACUCCCAGGCCUCCCUGGCCCCCCGGGACCUCCUGGCCCCCCUGGUCACCCAGGGGUCCUUCCCGAAGGUGCUACUGAUCUUCAGUGCCCAGCCAUUUGCCCGCCAGGCCCCCCAGGGCCCCCAGGAAUGCCAGGGUUCAAGGGACCCACCGGCUACAAAGGGGAGCCCGGAGAAGUCGGCAAGGAUGGCGAAAAGGGUGACCCCGGCCCCCCUGGACCCCCUGGUAUCCCGGGCACCGUGGGGUUGCAGGGUCCACGGGGCCUACGAGGACUUCCAGGGCCACUCGGACCCCCUGGGGACCGGGGUCCCAUCGGGUUCCGAGGGCCCCCCGGGAUCCCAGGAGCCCCUGGGAAAGUGGGCGACAGAGGAGAGAGGGGCCCAGAGGGGUUCCGCGGCCCCAAGGGCGACCUUGGCAGGCCUGGUCCUAAAGGCGUCCCCGGCAUGUCUGGGCCUGGUGGAGAGCCGGGCAUGCCAGGCAAGGAUGGCAGGGAUGGCGUGCCAGGACUCGAUGGCGAAAAGGGAGAAGCUGGUCGCCAUGGCGCCCCUGGAGAGAAGGGGCCCAACGGGCUGCCAGGUCUCCCCGGACGAGCAGGGUCCAAGGGUGAGAAAGGAGAACUGGGUAGACCUGGAGAGCUGGGUGAGGCUGGCCCCUCGGGAGAGCCCGGUGUCCCUGGAGAUGUUGGCAUGCCCGGCGAGCGUGGAGAGGCUGGACACAGGGGCUCAGCGGGGGCUCUGGGCCCGCAAGGCCCCCCUGGGGCCCCUGGCGUCCGUGGCUUCCAGGGCCGGAAGGGCAGCAUAGGAGACCCCGGCCUGCCGGGCCCCCAAGGCCUCCGAGGUGUCAUCGGCGACCGGGGCCUGGGAGGAGCUGCCGGCCCCAAGGGUGACCAGGGCAUUGCGGGUGCUGACGGCCUUCCUGGGGAUAAAGGAGAACUGGGUCCCAGCGGCCCUGUUGGCCCCAAAGGAGAGUCCGGCAGUCGCGGGGAGCUGGGCCCUAAGGGCAUCCAGGGCCCCAAUGGCACCAGCGGCGUAGAUGGCGUCCCUGGCCCCCCCGGCCCCAUGGGCCUCCAGGGCGUGCGAGGCGUGCCCGGCAUCACUGGAAAACCUGGGGUCCCGGGGAAAGAAGCCAGCGAGCAACACAUCAGGGAGCUGUGCGGGGGGCUGGUCAGCGAGCAAAUCGCGCAGCUGGCCGCACACCUGAGGAAGCCCCUAGCACCAGGCUCCAUUGGGCGACCGGGUCCUGCUGGCCCCCCGGGCCCCCCAGGCCCCCCAGGCUCCAUUGGUCACCCUGGGGCUCGAGGGCCCCCUGGAUACCGAGGUCCCACAGGAGAGCUUGGUGACCCUGGACCCAGAGGAAACCAGGGUGACAGAGGAGACAAAGGCUCGGCUGGCGAGGGUCUGGAUGGGCCUGAUGGAGACCAAGGGCUGCAAGGACCGCAAGGUGUGCCCGGCGUCAGCAAAGACGGCCGAGAUGGGGCUCACGGCGAGCCUGGGCUCCCUGGCGAUCCUGGCCUUCCUGGUGCCGUCGGCGCUCAGGGGCCUCCUGGCAUCUGUGAUACCUCCGCCUGCCAAGGAGCCGUGAUGGCAGCUGUUGGGGAGAAGUCAGGUCCCCGGAGCUCCUAA